GCCACGAUCAUGAAUGGCUGGGAGGAGUUCCUCAACCGCGACGCCCGAGGCACGGAGGUCUCCUGGAGCACCUACGUCAAGUGCCAGGCAUGCGAGGAGCGCCCCGCGGCGAGGGAGGCGGCUCUCAGGGCUGGCCGGAGGGCUGCAACGGCAGAGCCUGCCCGGGCACCCGCAAUCAGGGCCGCCCUCCAGCUGUGGGAGGAGCUCGUCUCGGAGCACCCCGGAGCUUUGGGGGGCACGCCCGCUUUCCGCUGGGGACCCCGCUUCAAGGAAGUGUUCGCGGGAACCGCGGGGGUGACCCGCGCGGCGAAGCAGCUGGGCAUCCAAGCGGAUGAGCCUGUGGAGCUGUACCGGAACCCCCUGCACCCCAAGGAGUCAGAGAGGAGGGGGGACCACGACCUCUCGAACCCCGACGUCGCCGAGGCCCUGGUCAAAGAGGCAGAUACUCCCCCGGGCCCGGGAGUGGCCAACGUGUGGAUGUUCGAAAACCCGUGCACCUCCUUCUGCGACCACAACACCAAAGGGGGCACCCGCACCUGGGAGAAGCCGGAGGGGACCGGUGUAAACGGCAAGGAGGUCUUGGGAAACGCCCUCUCCCAGACCACGGUGAGGUGCAUACGGAACCUUCAUAAAUGGAGGAAGGGAUGGAUCUUCGAGAACCAGGAGCACAGAGGGAUAUAUCCCAAGGUCUACCACCUCCCCGAGUGGUUGGAAAUCCUGGAGGAGACCGGUGCCGUGAUCAUCCCGGGAACGAUGCGCGCCUGGGGCCUCCAUCCCUCAGACGCUUCGUCCCCCCAUCAGUUCUAUCGCAAGGGGCGCUGGCUGGUCGUCUCCGCGAACCUGGCCCCCUUCUUCACGAAGCUCCGGAGACCCUGCCCCGGUCUCUCCCCGACGCACCAGCACGUGGAGCUCAGGGGCAACGUCCCAGGGACAGGCAUCAAGCGGACAAGGGAAGCCGCCCAAUACCCCCCGCGCUUCGCCCGCGCCGUGGCGCUGGCCAUUUGGACGGACUGGGCGCAGGAGCUGUGCACUCAUUGCGCGGACAACCCCAAGUACUCCCCCGAAGUUGUGAAGGAGGGGGCCCGACUCGGUGAUGGCCUAGUCCAGGCGGCGGGAGGCUGGAAGGAAGCAGUCGACUGCUACCGAGAGGCCUGGACGAGCCGGUGGGGGAACAACCUGGACGGGGUCUUCAAGGAUGAGCUAUGCGAGCUGCUCGACCCCGACAUCAGGGAUUACCUCCACCAGAUGGUGAAGGGCGGGGUUCCCGCCCGCCAACCGCUGGCCCAGGUUCGGGUCCCCUCCAAACCGCACAUGAGCGUGCAGGGGCACAUGGAGGAGGCGAUGGAGAAGUUGUGGAAGGACGCCAAGAGGGGGAGGGCCCCCCUCUGCGGAAAGGACUCGGAACCUUACCUAAGCGGGGUCCUCUCCUCCCCCUGGGGAAGGGUGCCGAAGAUGAACCCCGACCGCACGAUCUCGGAGGAAGGAAGGUUUAUCCACGACCAGAGGGCGAUGAACGAGACGGGGCACAAGUACCUCCACCCCCCAGCCUUGCAGCCCCGCCAUCGGGGGCUGGCGCGAGAGAUCACCUGGUGGAAGGAGCGGCACCCGGGGGUAAAAAUCCGGAUCGCCAAGCGGGACAUAGCGGAGGCCUUCCGCUGGAUCUGGUUACGGGCGGAGGAUGCCGGCAUGUUCGCCACGGAGCUCCCUGGCAAGGUGGUCGGGAUGGAGGGCAACCUGGUGGCCAUCUACCUCGUCCUCACCUUCGGGUGGAUCGGGGGCCCGGGGGAGUACAUGGCCUUCGGGACGGCCCUGAAGCAGUGCCAUGACCGCCACCGGCCGGCCGACCCAGGAUGGCACGACGACGUGCCCCACCACUCGCACCUCCUCAUGGACGACGACGGGGCCCGUAGAGUAUUCGGGCCUCUUGCGAUCAACGCGGAGAAGAAGGACGAGGAGGGAGAGUUCCGCGUGGACCAGAUCUGCUGGGGGGUCCACGUGAACACGGAGGAGGAGACCCUGCGGCUCCCCGAGGAGAAGGUCAACAAGAUCCGGAUCCUGCUGAGUGACCCGGCCUACGACACGGGGAACACCCAGGAAGCCCUGAAGGAUGUCCAGGUCCUCCGCGGCACCCUCAACUUCGCGGCCAUCACCUGCCCCCCCCUCCGCCCCGAGUUGGGGGCGGUAGACCGGCUCCUCCGCGCUGCGGACCCGGCUGGGGUUUGGGUCAAGAUCGAGGAGAGCAGCGAGGGGGGGGAGAAGGACGCGUGGGACGAGUGGUGGGAGGCGCUGGAAGUUUUCCGCCUAUACGCGGGAGCGCCCCAGGCCUGGACCACCCACUUUAAUGCAGGCUUGAAGGGGGUCCUCCAACCCCAGGAGCGGCUCGCCCUCCCCGGCGGAAUGGAGGAGCUGGUCUGGACCGGAGGGGACGCCACCGAGACCCGGGUGGGGGCCGCAGACUGGUCAAACGGGGUGUACGGGGUCAUGGAUGUCAAGGAGGUCAUGGAGCCGUUCCACGCGGUUUUUGGGGAGGGAGCCGACAUCAUCGCCAUCUGCGAGCUGUUUACCUUCCUGGUGCUCGCGGUGGCCCAGGCCCCGAGAUGGGAGGGGCGCCUGGUCCUCUACGUCACGGACAACACCAGCGCGGAGAUCUGGCUCAACAAGCGGACGGCGAAGAACCGCCUCGCCCGCUACGGACUGCGCCUCCUCCAACUCCUGGAGACCCGCCACGGGUUCCACACGGUCACGGCGGGAAUUUGGACCAAGCACAAUAGCAGCAUGGACCUCAUCUCCCGGGAGACGAGGAGCGUAGUCCAGGAGGAGAUGAACCGCUUCGGCUUGGAGGAGAUCGACCUCAAGGGACCCUGGAGGGAAGUGCUCGCGGGGGCGGAGAAAGGCCGCCCUUUGGUCCUCCCUGGAGACUCGGAGGAGGGACGCCGGCUGGCUUACCAGCUGGUGGAGCGCCGCCGGGCGCGGGGACCGCCCGCCGGACCCUUGGCCGGGGUGCAGGUCUUCGA
Prorocentrum cordatum is the source of this 3014-nucleotide messenger RNA. The record is from the annotation of a GenBank genome assembly. NCBI's taxonomy places the organism in Eukaryota, Dinophyceae, Prorocentrales, Prorocentraceae.